Nasonia vitripennis (jewel wasp) is the source of this 1474-nucleotide messenger RNA. RefSeq names its product ankyrin repeat domain-containing protein 49. Lineage: Eukaryota; Metazoa; Arthropoda; Insecta; Hymenoptera; Pteromalidae. The record is from RefSeq and is a predicted model, not a curated record. The coding region runs from base 749 to 1390 and encodes 213 amino acids. The transcript is spliced from 3 exons. Gene Ontology annotation, molecular function: protein binding.
ACGUCGGCCCGCCGCUGCCGUCGCACUCUCUGGCCUUGUAUUACUUGGCCGGACACACGGCACCUUGUGUUAUUACAUAUUUUCAACUUAUUCUUCAAUUAACCGAUUUUUCCGCUUCGCUGAUUAUUGAUUUUCCGGAAAAUUAUACAAUUGCAAUAUCAAAUGUGUUCUCGAGACACGCGCGCGUAUCGCGAAUCCGCUCGUUGCUGCUGUGUGCUGCGAGAGAUAUGAGCUCCUUGCGAUUACCCAAUCGGUGAGUUAUUACGAGAGAAGACGUUCGAAUCGCGAGUUUCGGAGAGGGAUCUAGAGCUCGCUGUGCGAAUGAAAGAUCAACGCUUCCUCUCUAUACCGAUGAACAGGAUUUCAAUUUGGAGUUGUACGCAUUUUAUAAGUCAAUACUGCAGCUAAGGUUUUAAUAUUUUAAUUUUGAUAUUGAAUCUUAAAUGCUGUCUUAUUAUAUUAGUGUAGGCAUUAUUAUCGGUGCAGUUGCACAGUCAGAUUCGCGCGCCCUCGCGACUUUUCCGAUAAUAUAACCAUUAGGCCAAUGGAAGUCUCGCCGCAACCCACGUGGUCUCCAGCGGAUAAACAUAGCCUCAAAGGCUUUUUUAUCAUAUAGGUGUCAAAACUGUGUUUACGUAUCAACGUUCGCCCAUCGUUUAUUGUUAUACAACAAUAUUCAACGUUGUUCACGUGCAUACCAUAAACUGAAUUCUGUACAAAAUUCUUGAGUAGGCUGCUGAUAUUUAAAAUGUCUUCGGACGAAGAAAACGAUGAAUUGACGAGCUUAGAGGACAUUCGUGAUAAUAUUAUGAACCAGCCUAAAGGAGAUCGAAUGCAAGUCAGUGCUUGGGAAGACGACGAUGAAGGGAUAGACGAGGCUAGAAAUGCUAAAGACCCUAUGCAAAGGGCAAUCUUGGAUGCUGCUGAAAAUGGGGAUGUCGAAAAGGUGAAGAGUUUUCAUGCACUGGAUCCAACACUGAUCGAAUGCGUGGAUAAAGAUGGUUACACACCACUGCACAGAGCUUGUUAUGGAAAUCAUACAAAAGUAGUCGAGUUUUUGCUAGAGGCAGGAGCAAAGAUCGAUGCCAAGACUCAAGAUGAUUGGCAACCAUUGCAUUCCGCAUGCUGUUGGAAUAACGUUGACUGUGCUGCUAUUUUGGUUCAGCAUGGAGCAGACGUAAAUGCUAAAAGCAAAGGUGAUCAAACUCCUUUGCAUUUAGUCUCAGCCAGCUCUCAUAAUUAUCCGUGCUUGCAACUGCUCCUAUUAAAUCCAGACAUGGAUCCAAGUGUGAAAAAUAUCAGUGGUGAUACAGCAUACGAUAUAGCCAAGCGGACUGGAAUGUAUUAUCCUAUUUUUGAGAUAACUGAACCAUGUUUAAAUCAGAUCUGAGUAAGUUUUGUAUUUUUAGCUUCCAAGUUUUGUAUAAUUAUUAUUAUUAAUAAAUAGAGUUUUAUUAUUGGGUAUAUAAACAAA